Messenger RNA from Suillus paluster, 3144 nucleotides. RefSeq lists its product as uncharacterized. NCBI's taxonomy places the organism in Eukaryota, Fungi, Basidiomycota, Agaricomycetes, Boletales, Suillaceae. Gene Ontology annotation, molecular function: microtubule binding. Bases 264 to 2870 code for a protein of 868 amino acids. Gene Ontology annotation, biological process: establishment of spindle localization; mitotic spindle orientation checkpoint signaling; nuclear migration along microtubule. The transcript is spliced from 7 exons. The record is from RefSeq and is a predicted model, not a curated record. Gene Ontology annotation, cellular component: mating projection tip; cell cortex; spindle pole body.
CUCUACGGAACACUACGAUUAGUACUUACGCUGCCUACACGCUAUUCACGAAAUUUCAGAGGACAAGAAACGCCAAAGUUAACGUCCGUAACGUCGUCAAGCUUCAAAUUUCGAGGCUGUUUGUUGUUCGCUUUGUGGUUGGAUCCAUUGACCGUGGCGUUCAUCUGGCACGGCGGAUCCUCAAACCGCGGCAUCAGCUAACAGCCAGCAGCUGCAAUUCACAAUAGCCGUUCAUAGUGGACUGUUCACGGUAACGAACGUUCAUGAUGGCCACUCUUCUUUCACCAGCCGUGUCCAUGAACACUACCGACUCAACCCCGCUCUCCCACUACCAUUCUCUCCGACCGUCCCCAACACCAUCCUCAAGUGCUUCAUCAUCAAGUGGCUCUUUGAAUCGCGCAGAUGAAGGUCCGUCAUUCCGUCCUUCUUUCCGCUGCCUCGAGGCAGGUGUUUACGGCAGGAUAGAAAAUCUCACCAUCACCGCGUCGCGCUCGUUGCUCGCGAGAAACAAGGGGAAGCGAAAGAGCAACGAGGACAUCCGUCUCCUCGCCAUCUCUACACAUAUCACCGAACUUUCCUACAGUAUAUCAGACAUCCAGACGCGUAUAUUUGAAAUACAGGAACUACGACACAAGUCUCAAUCCUCAGGCGAUGCAGCAGCCACGACCAUUGUCAUCGACAAAGCUCUUGUGACUCUUGACGAACGCCUUGAGGCUGUUGCCCAUGGCAUGAAAUCAAACCAGGCCAAUGAUACCCCGGACUCCGAACAAGCUAUACUGAUCCGCAAGCAUGCAGUACUCGUCACCGAGUGGGAAUCCGUGCAGAGCGAGACAGAUGUUCUCAGGGAAGAGUUGAAAGAGGAUAAAUGGCUCACUGUAUUCAGAACCGUCACUGAACAGGCGGACGGAAUGAUGGGGAGCUUGGAGAAGGCAGUCAAUCGUUGCCAGGAUUUUAUUUGGCAAGUACACCGGGGAGGUGCAGACGAUUCACACUCCCAGUCAUCAUACAGGGGCUCACUUAGCUCUGACAAGAAUCCCCUCGGCAUCGAGGUAUUCAACGAGUUGCUCAGCUCGUUCGAAGCGAAGAAAAAGCACUACGUCCCAGCCACGUCCAAGGUCCUUGCGAUCAUUGACAAUGGCGUGCAGAAUCGUGUCACAAAGAAUGGGGAGACGCUCCGGCGGCAUGGAGAAUCUGCUAAGAGGUGGCGUACACUCAAGGAGCGGAUGGCCAAGACGGAGAAGGAGAUGGAAACCGUGCGAAAGAUCCUCAUGGGUGGUGAUAUGGCUGUAAGUGAAACGACUUCGACGGCAUCCGGGUACACAGCGAAUGGGUAUCUUGCAACGCCUUCGAAUCGCGCUUCGAAAGACCGUGCACCGAGCCGAGCUACAAGUUCUACGGGCGCUCUUUCGCGGAGCAUAUCACCACUGAGGAAGUUUGCAAGGAAAAUCGCGGGUCAUGUACGCUCGCCUCCAGCUCCCGUCACUCCCUUGCCUGUAUCACGGGAAUUGUCGUCGGUGUCAAGGGACUCUUCACAAUCACAGGGUCCUUCAUCAGAGCCAGUUAAGACGCUACGACGACAACGUACCUCAAUAUUCUCAUUCAAUCGCAAUGCCAGUGGUGCCCCACUUACACCAGAGAAGGGACACAAAUAUAGCCAGAGCCUCACUCCCGAAUCCUCACCGGCCUUCAAACGCCUUGACCGUAUUGACGACCCGAAUUCAACCAUGAAACCGAAAAAUUCGAAGCAGCCGUGGAACAGCUCAACGAAGGUGGAGUCGCCAGACCCUGUGGCGACCAUUAAGCCCACUCCUCCAAAGCGGCCGGAUGUCAAGUCUGUCCUCACCCCUGGAUAUGGACCUCUUGUACCGAGCACGCCAUCACGAAGGAGCCUCAGCCGUAGUUCAAAUGCGUCUUCACGACCUUGGUCUCCUGUUACUUCCUCUGUAUCCACAAACCCUUCUAUACCUCCUCUUCCAUCUCUACAUCCACCAUCACGAGCUCAAACACCCAGUCUUGGGACGAUACCACGUCCAAGACCUAAGACCCCAAGUCAUAUCCCCGCCCCCGCACUACACUGGCGUUCCGUAUCUGCACGGCAGCCUGAUGAUGACGAGGAGGAGCUCACGACACUGAUGCAGCGCGCAUUUUCGCCUCCACAUAAUACCUCUCCAAGCGCCGCACGUUCGUACACCCCAAGCGGCGUACGCAUACCCCCACCUCGCCCUCCAAGCCGAUCACAGAUACCCCUUCCCAGCGUGCAUGUCUCCUUCGAAUCCCGUCCCUCAUCAACAAUGUCGCACUAUCGCUCCCAGAGCCCCCUGACCCCAGGGUCCCUCUUCAGGGCGCAGACGCCCGAAUCGACACUGAAAGCAAAAGCCCAGCAGCUCUCGUUCUACACAGGCGCAGGAAACAACGGGAUGCGUGCAUCCGCGCGGCAGGUUGUCUCAGGGAAGCUCCCGCCCUCGUCAUUCCGCGAUUCGUCGACGACUCGGACGCCCAGCUCGCGUCCGGGGUCGCGGUCAGGGUCAUACACGCCUAUGGAGCGCGAACCGAUGCACUUGUACGUCCCUGCGAGUGACAAGGACCCACUUGACGUGGAGGUGGCGGCGAUCGUGAAUGCGAUCCCGCACGGGCUACUUAUUGAGCGUGUAGACCCACCGCUGAAGGCGUCGCCGAAGGAGGGGGAGGAGAUUAGGGCGUCGUAUGCGUUUUCGAAUAGUUUGAGUCGCAAAGUGGUGACGUGUAAACUGACGACGCUGUCGCGUUCUGGGGCGAGGGGGAGUGGGAUGACGAAGAAGGUUAUGUGUCGAGUUGGAGGCGGCUGGCAAGAUUUGCAGCUCUACAUGCUCAACCGUCAGGCCGGCAUAUAGACAUGAUACGAGGAACGGUUACUCAUGCAUCAGACCUGAAUUAUUUCUUCACUUUUUCAUUUCAUCAAUUACGAUCACAGAACGGUCGCACGUAGAGAAUCGCUAGUUGCACAACAAGUUUAUUGUAUUGCAUCAUGAUUAUAUCCUCAUGUUCUUUAACGUUUGUGCAGUUUCAUCUUUCUUGUUAUCUUGGGGUUUAGUCACAGCUUGCUAUUGAAUUGCUAUGAUGUCUAGUUUACGCAACGUUUACUUAUGUGACGAUGUUGGGUUCCCA